Molecule: messenger RNA, 2136 nt
Organism: Aspergillus niger
Lineage: Eukaryota; Fungi; Ascomycota; Eurotiomycetes; Eurotiales; Aspergillaceae
Exons: 10
Coding region: 1-2136 (711 amino acids)
Biological process (GO): DNA-templated transcription
Molecular function (GO): zinc ion binding; DNA binding
Source: RefSeq, a predicted model, not a curated record
AUGCACGGGUCAGAGAGCUCUACUUAUUGCCCCAUAAUGGAUCAUACGAUCUCCGCACUGGAUCUCGAUACAGUGGAAAGGCAAUCGCUUAUUCCUGUACAAUGGGCUCUCCCAAGACAUUCCUCGAUGUCUCUCGUCCAGGGCAUCGCAGGUUUUGCAAGCCCCCCGUCAAGGUCGCCUGCCUAUCCUGUUCCCGACAGUCGGACGUUGCGGGUGCGUUGCGACGGUCAGGAACGAUGCUCCAACUGUGUCGCCAAGGACACAAUCUGCUGCUAUGUCCCUAGUAAACGCGGAGGUCCACGAAACUGUCAGAAUCGCAAGCGCAAACGGGCAUCAACCCCCCCGACAACCGUCUCCGAUGCGCCGGAUGAAGGAUAUCAAACCCAGAAGAAAGGCAGCCCUAUAGUCGAGGGUCCGCCGUCGAGCUCGGAUGACGAUGGCUGGUUCAACCAGCUCUUGAGUCUAGGCGCCCCAGGCGCAGGACUGCGCAGUGUCGAAAGCUCCGUCACAGAAAUGGAACAGAUAUUCGAUUCAAUAUUCAUGGUAGAUGAACCGCCCAUGGUACCAGAACCAACCGUUCCUCCACCAGAUUUAUUGCAGACGUAUGCGAGUGACGAGGAUAUACUGGACGCCUACUAUGUCUUCAUUCACCUCUACUAUCCGAUAUUGCCUCCUCCAGAACGGGUGCCGGUUUACAAUCGUCCUCUAUCCGAAAGGUCGCCUUUUCGACCCUCUAGCCCGCUUAGCCUAGCCAUAUCAGCCAUUCUCGCCCUUAUACCGCAUCCUGAGGUGAAACAACCUUCACGGUCGGAGUAUGUGAAGCUGCGCCGAGACCUCGCCCAUUCCUUCGCACAGUCUGCACUAGAAGCUGUGGAGACUGACCUUGAGCUGCUCGACUCUUCAAUUGAUCCAUCGAAAGCUCUAUCUGACGGUGCACCCCAGUAUCAGCGGAGGGGAUUUCAUAGCAAAGUGCCGGUUUGUCUGGAAGCGGUCCUAGCAUUGGUGCUGCUGAGCGUAUAUGAGUAUGCUCAAAGGGGGAACAUAAAUAAGAUGUGUAAUCGAGCGGGGCAAGCAUUGACAGCCGCCAUGAGUAUGUCGCUACACGAGAUGGUCGACGAGGAUGAAUACUCCGAGGCCCGUCGAAGAGCUUGGUGGAUCACGUAUUUGACGGUCUGCCAGGGAUCCAUUGUUAGCGGGAUGCCCCCUGCAAUCAAUCCGUAUGAUCCUCGAUUUGUAACGCCAAUCCCAGAGGGAUGGAAACUGCUCAUCGAAGCCCAGCAGACCAUUCUCGAAGCCACAACUUUUGUUCACGAUUUGGAUCUAACCACGAAGUCUCACUUCAAUGCCUCCUGGGUUCCCCAGCGGAUGACAGAGCUGGACAACCAGAUAACAUGUCUGCUGCAUCCAUGUCGCGUGUCUAUCCACGACUCAACCAAAAAGUCGCCUGCCACAAGCCAGGACUCACCGGACGUCGUUGCCCUGCAUACGAUAAGACACAUUGCUGAGAUCAAGCUACACAGCGCUAGGAUCAAGACCCACCGAUUUUGCGCUUUCCAAGAUAUCCCCGUCUUUCGCAAGCGCCAUUGCGACCUGGAUGCAGCUGCAGGGCCCAGAUGCUGUCGUGUGCAGGCCGCCGAAGAUUCCAGACCACCUACAUCCUCACCAGACAGCUUCCUAUCCUCCGUGCUUUCCGAGCCCGCAGCUAUUGACUUUCCCUUUUCCGCACACGCGUCCUCGAAAAUCUGCCUUCAUGCAGCAUUAAAUAUUGUCAGCCUUCUGGACAGCCUGCCGUAUCCAAAUCCAACAAAUGAGAUCCCGUUGACUCGUCCACCUUAUCUUUCACGCAAUUCCCGGGUGGAGAUACCACGGAUGAUGCCGACCUUCGCCUGUUGUGCCAUGCAGUCAAGCUAUGCGAUGAUCAUGCUGUGUUUGAAGGCCCGGGCGAUGCGUGAGCCAGUGGGGAAUGACUUGACGACCUUAAGCAGUCGAUCUCUAGGCGGGUUCCUGGAUGAGCUGCGACAGAGCCUGCGGCAGGUCUCAAAGGCUUUGGGGAACUAUGCGAUUGCGUUUGAGGCACUCAACGGGAUGAGGGAUGAGAUUGCGCACUCCGUUGAGAUGAUCUCCACUAAUAGCUGA